AUGGUAUCUGCUCAAGCAAUUGUGAUGGAAGCUACAACUCCACAGGUAUUAGUGACGUCAACCUUUUUGGAGAUGUUUACUUCAUUCUUGAAGAUGAGUAGUCAAGCUGGUAUUAUAAUAGCGACCAUGGAAGAAAUGGAUGAAAUGAAGACGACACUGUCCACCCAACAACUGAGGACCUUAGAUGAAUCUAUUCAACUCGAGCUAUCAACAACACUGCAAAAUCGUUUGAAAACUUUGAAAAUAUUGCUACAAUCUAAUUCUGUUUCUGUUAAUAUUACUGGAAGGAAUGAUAUUGAUAUGACCAUUAGAAAUGUGAAAAAGAGCUUGCAUUACUAUAAUGGUUUGUUAGACAGUUUAAUGGUUGCUGACAUACAGCUUCAGUUAAUGAGUUUAAAAAUAAUAUUAUUAACUGAUGCUACGGAAUGCGUGUAUUCCUUAUUUAUGCUUGCCGUCCCAGCCAUAGUCGUGGAGUUAGCUACGUCAGAAGUGGAUGAAAUUAAGAAAAUACUCACAAUUCAGUUACUAAAAGCCUCAGAUGAGUCUCUUCAAUUCGAACUGGAGACAGCGUUGCAGUACGUGAGCCUGCGUCCGUUUCAAUAUACAAUAUGUCGUGUUAUACCCCUCAACCUUCGUGUUCCAUUCUCCGUCGCUGGCAUCUGCAUUACCUACACUAUUGUCUUACUACAGCUUACUCUAUUUACUUAA
Molecule: messenger RNA, 708 nt
Organism: Spodoptera litura
Lineage: Eukaryota; Metazoa; Arthropoda; Insecta; Lepidoptera; Noctuidae
Source: RefSeq, a predicted model, not a curated record